Epithele typhae is the source of this 2844-nucleotide messenger RNA. Its product is annotated as phosphatases II. Gene Ontology annotation, molecular function: phosphatase activity. The record is from RefSeq and is a predicted model, not a curated record. Gene Ontology annotation, biological process: dephosphorylation. The transcript has 6 exons. Lineage: Eukaryota; Fungi; Basidiomycota; Agaricomycetes; Polyporales; Epitheliaceae. The coding region runs from base 1 to 2844 and encodes 947 amino acids.
AUGGAUGCUCUCCGUGUUGCAAAAGUCGAGGGAGUUCUCUGCACGAAAGGCGGAAGCACCUCCUCGGGGACAUUGCACCUCACCGCCCACCAUGCCAUCUUCCACCACGAAGACGAGGGAAAGGAAGAGAUGUGGGUUCCAUACCCGCUCAUCUCACUUGUCUCCCGCAUGCCCAUGACCAUGCACGGCCGAUGCCCACUGACGAUCCACACGAGAACAUUCGAAACGACCUUUUUUCUGUUCUCUUCGGAAAAGGAGGCGAUAGAUGUAUUUGAGAGUGUGAAGGAGCUCACCGUAGCGACGUCGGUCACUCAACUAUAUGCGUUCUUCUAUGUCCCAAAUCCACCGCUUCCCACAAGUACUGGAUGGACGUUGUACACUCCACGGGAAGAGUUUGGGCGUAUGGGCGUGGGCACCCGAACCAAGGCAUGGAGAUUCACAGAUAUCAACAAAGACUACUCUUUCUCUCCGACAUACCCCGCUCGACUAGUCGUGCCGACACGCAUCAGUGAUACCACUCUCCAAUAUGCGGUCAAGUACCGAAGCAAGGGCCGCCUCCCAGUACUCACCUACCUCCAUUGGGCAAACUACGGCACAAUCACCCGCUCCAGCCAGCCCAUGGUUGGGCUUACGAGCAACCGUUCGAUCCAGGACGAGAAGCUCAUCGAGGCCAUCUUCCAGACCCACCACAACCCGGAAUCACGCGUAAGCGCGAUCCCGGUGUACGGCGCGACGGCGACGAACAUCAUCGUCGACGCGCGGCCGACGGCAAACGCGAUGGCAAACACGGCCAAGGGCGCGGGCACGGAGAAUAUGGACCACUACAAGGAGGCGAAGAAGGCCUACCUCGGCAUCGAUAACAUCCACGGCAUGCGUGAGUCCCUGGCCAAAGUCGUCGAAGCCCUCCGCGCAACGGAAAUCAUCCAGGCCGCGGGCAUCACGGACGCGGUCGAUGCGGAGGCCGAGGGCACGACAGAGGAGCUCCCAGUGGAAGAAGAGCGGUCGGCGGCACCGGUCCUCGACCGUCAGGCGCUGCGCCGCUCGGGUUGGAUGAAGCACAUCAUUGCGAUCCUGGAGGGGGCGCUGGUGGUGGUGCGGAACGUGCACGUGAAUUCGUCGCAUGUCCUCGUCCACUGCUCCGACGGCUGGGACCGCACCGCACAGCUCACUUCGAUCUCGCAACUCUGCCUGGACCCGUACUACCGCUCCAUGAAAGGCUUCGCGGUACUCGUCGAGAAGGACUGGCUCUCGUUCGGACACAAGUUCCUCGACCGCUGCGGCCACCUGUCCUCCGAGAAGUUCUUCCUUGCCCCAGUCGAGAACGCCGGCAGUGGCGGCGGUGCGGAGGCCGCCCAGGCGUUCCUCGCGUCCGUCCAGAAUCGGUUCGCAUCGCAGCAUCACAUCAGGGAGACCAGCCCAGUCUUCCACCAGUUCCUGGAGAGCGUCCGGCAGAUCCAGCGUCAGUAUCCUGAACGGUUCGAGUUCAACGAACGCUACCUUCGCCAGCUGCACCACCACCUCUACGCUUGUCAGUUCGGCACCUUCAUGUUCGACACCGAGCGCGAACGCCGCGUACCCGAGCCCGGUCAACAACAACCGUACAUGGCACGCACGAUCAGCGUUUGGGACCUUUUCAAUUCGCCCGCGGAGAUGGAGCUCAACAAGAACCCUCUCUACGACCCGAGUCUGGACGACCCUGCGAGCCGGGCACCGAAGGCCGACCAAGGCGUGCUGAUGCCGAACCCGAAGGACGUCCGCUUCUGGCACGAGCUCUACGGGCGCACGGACGAGGAGAUGAACGGCAAGUUCGUCGUGCGCCCGGUCGAGGAGCCCGAGCUCGCUGGGCCAGUCGAGGGGGCGGACGAAACCCCCGCGCUCGCUGCAAACGGCAUCGCAUCCGCUACCGUUGCGCAGAUCAGCAUCCAAACCCCACAAGCAAUCGCACGCUUCCUGCAGGGCUCCGGCGCGAGCACCCCCUCGCCCGCCGCGACCCCGCUCCCGGACUCGCCCUCGUCCUCGACGCUCGGGCCCGACACGCAGCCCUCCCCGAGCCCGAGCCCGAGCCCGUCCGCCCCCCCGCGCACGCCCUCCCCGAGCGUCCGCACCGUGCGCGGCAGCUCCGCCGCGCCGCGCCGCGCGAGCACCUCCCCGCCCGCGUUCGCCGCCCCGGGCAGCGAGCUCUUCUCCUCCGGCGGCGUGCGCUCGCUCUGGGGCCGCGUCUCGUCCGGGGCGACGACCGCGCUCUCCGCCGUGCAGGACGCGUACGGCGGGCUCGCCAAGGACCUCCGCGGGCUCUCCCUCGGCGACGACGACGGCCCCUCGUCGUCCGGCCGCGGCGGCGAGCUCAAGUCCCGCAGCGAGCUCGCCAACCCGUGGGGCGCGGACGACGCGCGCUCGUCGUACACGCCGUCGCUCGGGCCCGCUCGUGCGCCGACGUACGCCGGCGGCAGCGGGGGAGGCGGGACGGUGUCGAGCAACCCGUGGGCGGCGCCCGCGACGCGUCCGCCGAUCCCGUCGAUGUACAUGGAGAACCCGUGGGGCUCGGUGCGCGCGUCCAUACCCGGACCCGGGCCUGCAGCUGCGUCCGCCGCGUCCGCCUUUGCGCCCGGGCCUGCCACCGCCGCGUCGAGAGAGCCGGGCAGCUGGCUCGUCGCGGACCCGCACGUUCAGCUCCCAGGCUCUGUCGCUGCUAGCUCGCGGAUAUCGCAGGCGAGGCCGGCGAGUCGGACGAGCACGCCGCCGCCCGUGCCGCCGAAGGGUCCUGGGCAGCGUGGAUCAGAGACGGAGGGGGAGGCGGCGGCGGCGGCGGCGGCGUCAGACCCGUUGGGAGUGGCAGCUUGGUAG